Messenger RNA from Entamoeba nuttalli P19, 450 nucleotides. Its product is annotated as Rab family GTPase. The coding region runs from base 1 to 450 and encodes 149 amino acids. The record is from RefSeq and is a predicted model, not a curated record. Gene Ontology annotation, molecular function: GTP binding; GTPase activity. Lineage: Eukaryota; Evosea; Mastigamoebida; Endamoebidae. The transcript has 2 exons.
AUGACAUUUCAAAAUAAAUCCAUUCAACUACAAAUUUGGGAUACUGCAGGACAAGAACGAUAUCGAUCAUUAAUUCCAAGUUAUAUUAGAGAUUCAUCAGCAGCAGUGAUAGUUUAUGAUAUUAAUGAUAGACAAAGUUUUGAGAGUGUAGAUAAAUGGAUUGAAGAUGUACGUUCAAAAGAAAAAGGAGAAAUUUUCUUAUUUUUGGUUGGAAAUAAAUUAGACUUAGGACAUCGAGAAGUUACACAAAAAGAGGCAUUGGCAAAGGGACAAAACUAUCAGUGUAUGUGCUUUGAGACUAGUGCUAAAACUAAUAUUAAUAUUACUGAAUUAUUCAAUGCAAUCACAGAAAAAUUAAGUACAUUAGAACCACCAGUUGAAGAACAUAUUGAGACUGUUUCACUUGGAAGUAAGAAAGCUGAGAAUGAAAGCAACGGAGGAUGUUGUUGA